CCCACAUUGAAUAUAUCCUGGCAGGGUGCAGCGAGGCGAGGCCCUGCAACACUCCCACUUCUUUUCGGCUGGACUUGACUGACUACAUCUGCAAAGAUGAUGAAAGGUAUGAUCAUUAAGAACAUGUCCUUCAAGGUCGGGCAGCACAUGACCAUUGUUGGAGUCGCCAAGCCUGAUGCUACAAAUUUUGCAGUGAAUAUUGGCCCCAGCGAGGAGGAAAUUACCAUGCAUUUCAACCCUCGUUUUAACGCCCAUGGAGACGAGAAUACGGUGGUCUGCAACUCCUACCAGGGAGGGAACUGGUGUGAGGAGCAGCGUGAGGGAGUCUUCCCUUUCCACCUGGGAGAGGAGUUCAAGAUCGUCAUUGAAUUCACCCCUGCAGAGUUCAUACUGAAUUUAUCAGAUGGUUCUACAAUCCACUUCCCCAACCGCAUGGGUGCAGAGAAGUACUCUCACAUCAGCUUCGAUGGCGAGGCCCGCAUCACAAGCAUUGAGAUCAAAUAAACCUCCCAGGAAAUGCAGUUUUUCUUUUUCAAUUUGUCCAGCAUAGCCCCAGCGUUUUAUGUUCCUAAAUACCAUGUAGCAGUAGUGCCUUACAUAUUUUGUCUUAUGCAAGAAUUUAGCAUGUUGACCGGUGCAGAUACAAGCAAAUACACACAAAAAGAUGCAUAAAGAACAUACAAGUCAUAAUGGUCAGAUGUGCAAACAGAAACAAUGUACAUUUUGUAACUGCAUGUCCUUCCUGCACACUUGACAGAGCUGCUGACUGAAAGCAAACCAAACAUGAAGUAGUCCCAAAGCUCAUGUUAUCUGACUGUUAUUUGCUUUGCAGUUUGCAGUGUUUAGCUGAAAAGUGCCACAGAAAAUGCGAUCCAUUGUUCUGGUGCCUUGAAAUGCUGCAUGCUCUCUAGUUUUUCCUACCAGACAUUCCAGAUAUAUAACUGAGUUAAAUGCCUGCCUUUACAACAUGUAUUAAAGCACGUCCUUGAUAAA
Messenger RNA from Plectropomus leopardus (leopard coralgrouper), 993 nucleotides. It is a transcript of the gene lgals2a, whose product is annotated as lectin, galactoside-binding, soluble, 2a. Gene Ontology annotation, molecular function: laminin binding; galactoside binding; carbohydrate binding. The record is from RefSeq and is a predicted model, not a curated record. NCBI's taxonomy places the organism in Eukaryota, Metazoa, Chordata, Actinopteri, Perciformes, Serranidae.